This is a messenger RNA of Quercus robur (English oak), 3447 nucleotides long. Its product is annotated as nuclear poly(A) polymerase 4-like. The record is from RefSeq and is a predicted model, not a curated record. Gene Ontology annotation, molecular function: RNA binding; poly(A) RNA polymerase activity. NCBI's taxonomy places the organism in Eukaryota, Viridiplantae, Streptophyta, Magnoliopsida, Fagales, Fagaceae. Gene Ontology annotation, cellular component: nucleus.
CAAACACUCCCUUUAAGCCCACCUAAACUCUGUAAGUUUGUAACGCUCUAAUCCUCUCUCCUUCUCGAUCUUUCUCACACACAUCUCUCUAUCUCUCUCUCUCUCUCUCUCAUAUAUAUUCCGUGUUUGACCAGCCAACCUUUUCCUUCGUCGGAGACUUAGGGUUUCGAUCUGCGCUCCUUUUUUUCCAGUUAUCCAAACAGACACCUUCCUCUUCAGCUCCCUUUUCCUCUAUUCUCAGAUUUACACCUUCGAUUCUGUUGUAAUUCCGAUUUUGCUGAAGAAGAUUUGAUCUUCCCUCAUUCUUCGAUUCAAAAUCAAUUUGAGGUUACCUUUGCUUCUUUCACUUCUCAAUUCUUUCUUUUUUUUCCUCUUUGACACUGAAAAUGGCGGGCCCCGAGAGUCCAGACGGUUCUUCGCCGCCGACGAGGUUUGGCAUCACAAAGCCAAUCUCCGUUGCCGGUCCCACCGAGACUGAUCUUAUACGCAAUAUAGAUUUGGAAAAGUUCUUGCUUGAUUCGGCGCUUUACGAGAGUGAGGAAGAAGGUGCGAGGAGAGAAGAGGUUCUGGCUCGCAUUGGUGAGAUUGUAAAAGGUUGGGUGAAGCAAUUAACCCGCCAGAGAGGCUACACAGAGCAGAUGGUGGAGGAUGCUAAUGCUGUCAUUUUUACUUUUGGUUCUUAUCGUUUGGGGGUACAUGGGCCAGGGGCUGACAUAGAUACAUUGUGUGUGGGGCCAUCUUAUGUAAAUCGAGAUGAAGAUUUUUUUAUAAUCUUGCAUAAUAUUCUGGCUGAAAUGGAAGAAGUUACUGAGCUUCAGCCAGUUCAGGAUGCUCAUGUCCCAGUAAUGAAAUUCAAGUUCCUGGGGAUAUCAAUUGAUCUUCUUUAUGCAAGCAUAUCUCUUUUGGUUGUUCCAGAAGACCUGGACAUAUCACAUGAGUCUGUGUUGUACAAUGUUGAUGAGCCAACCGUUCGAAGUCUUAACGGCUGCAGGGUUGCUGAUCAGAUUCUUAAACUUGUGCCAAAUGUUGAGCACUUUCGUACGACACUCAGAUGUUUAAAGUUUUGGGCUAAAAGGCGAGGUGUUUAUUCAAAUGUCACUGGAUUCCUAGGUGGUGUAAAUUGGGCUCUUUUAGUUGCUCGGGUAUGCCAGCUCUAUCCCAAUGCAAUUCCGAGUAUGCUGGUAUCUCGAUUCUUCAGAGUUUAUACACAGUGGCGUUGGCCAAACCCUGUGAUGUUAUGUUCAAUAGAAGAGAAUGAACUAGGGUUUCCUAUAUGGGAUCCUCGCAAAAACCCUAGGGAUCGACUUCAUCACAUGCCAAUUAUAACUCCUGCAUACCCUUGCAUGAAUUCUAGCUACAAUGUCUCAGCAAGUACUCUUCGUGUAAUGAUGGAACAAUUCCACCAUGGUAACAAGAUCUGUGAGGAGAUUGAGCUGAACAAAGCCCAGUGGAGUGCUCUGUUUGAUCCGUAUAUAUUUUUUGAGGCUUACAAAAACUAUUUGGAGGUGGACAUAAUUGCAGCUGAUGUUGAUGAUUUGCUAGCUUGGAAGGGAUGGGUGGAGUCUCGACUUAGACAGCUUACAUUAAAGAUAGAGCGGGACACAAAUGGGAUGCUGCAGUGCCAUCCUUAUCCAAAUGAAUAUGUAGACAUGUCCAAGCCAUGUCCGCAUUGUGCUUUCUUUUUGGGAUUGCAAAGGAAAGAGGGUGUUAGGGGUCAAGAAGGACAGCAAUUUGAUAUACGUGGAACAGUUGAUGAAUUUAGGCAAGAGAUAAAUAUGUAUAUGUUUUGGAAACCAGGGAUGGAUAUUUUUGUUUCUCAUGUUCGUCGAAAGCAGCUUCCCUCUUUUGUUUUCCCUGAUGGUUAUAAACGUUCUCGAUUGUCAAGGCACAUAAGCCAGCAGCCUGAAAGGCCUUGUGACAAUGCUGUGGGGUGCUUGUCUGGUUCUUCUGAAAGAGGUCUCAAGAGGAAAAAUGAUCCUGAAAUGGUGGAUCUGAAGCCUGACAAACCAGAGAAGCGAGUCUCUAUUAGUCCGCAACUACUGGAGUCAGUUUCUCCAGAAAGUAGUAGAGGUAGAUCUGGUGGAACUUCUCAAGUCAGCUUCAGUGAAUGGGUUAGAUUAGAGUGUUCAGUAACUGGGGAUGUAGAUAGCAAUGCUGAGAUUAGGUCAUCCAGCGGCCAGUUAGGGGGUGAAGAGGGUAUCAUAGGAAAUCAUGUGCAGAUGGGCGGAACGGUUGUUCAUGACUCUGUCACCCUAAGAGAGAAAAUUUUUGUAUGUAAAUCUAAUUUUCCAGAAGUUAGGAAUGAGGUAAUGCUAACUGAAGCAGUGGAGAAACCUUCACCCAGGAGGGAGUUGCUUGCUUCAUGUGAAGUACCUAAUUCUCUAGCUGAGGAAACAUGUCAGAGUGGACUGAAUGGGGACAAAGGUGGGAUGGCAUACAUGGAAAGUGUGGAGACGGGAUCUACUGGGAGACUGCUAAAUUGGACAGAGGGUGCUGUUGAUGCUGCUCAAGAAUUAGUCAAACCAUGUAAUCAGACAAUUGGUAAAGAAAAUGCUGAAAGCGUAUUCGAACCAAGUUGCAAUACUCAAAACCUCAGUUGCGAGGGUGAUGUAUGUGCGGCAGAUCUUGUUUCGCCUUUGGAAAAUGGGUGUUCCAAUGCAAGCGGAGUACUUCAAGACAGUUUGUCCGAAGACUUGGAGCCAAAUAUUGCACUUGGUGUUAUAACUUCUGAAGAUGGAGCUAGGUCAGAAUUUAUGAAAAAGCUAGUGAUAAGGCAUGUUUUUUGAAACUUAUUUUUUUUUAAUGCAAAUCAUUAUAUCUUUAUGCUGUCCUGUUUGUUGUGUAUGGCUCUUCUAUGGCAGGUUAAGGCUCAAGUCCAUGGUGUAAGGGUAUGGGAGGUGACUAUCACUAAACAUAGAUCAUUUCUACAAAAGGAGGGAGUGGGCAACUUGGUAAGUGCCACAUUAAUUGCUGGCUUCCAUUAGGAUUUUCCCAGGUGCACAUUGUGUGCCGUAUUGCGAGCUGAGAGCUGGGGCCAGCAACAAAGGCCUAUACAUUAGAUUUGGGUUAGCAUUAGAUUUUAGGUAUCACUUUUCUGUGCUAUGCUGCUGAAGCUGAGAGCAUUGAAGAAGGCUAUUAAUGUGUGAAGUUCAUUGGUGCUUUGAAGAGUAGUCUCUAUGUUCUACUUUUCCUAGUGGGUACGGAAUGGGAAGUUUCAUAUCCUUCUGUCGAUGAAAGAAUCUUUUGAACUGGGGCGCAAUGUUUCUUGACAAGAGGAAAUUGAGUGAUGGGGGUAUGCCUUAUCUCUUUUUAGGCAUUGUAAUACUUCAUUUACUGUUGUAGCCUGUUGGAUUGCUUCCUUGUAAUAGUUUCUCCAACGUUGUAGUUUUUAGGCUUGCUUCCUUGUAAUAAGUAGAAAGUUCUAUUAAACCAUGGUUUAUCUUGCAA